AUGGGGAACAACCCCUCCACCUCCAGAGACUCCAAGACCCCGAAUCCGACAUCCUCCUCCUCUCAAUCGCAGUCGCAGCACCAGUCGCAAACUUCGAUCCAAAAUGACUCUGCCAGAGCAGUGAAGCGCGACACCAAGCACCCCAUACCGGUCCAACAUCAGCGAGUCGCUGCCCCUCCUGAACCCUCCCUGACCCAGGCCCAGGGCACCGCCGUCCAGCCGCCUUCCAUCAAACCCAAAUCGCUGCACUCGCGAAUGCCAUCUUCCCAGAGCGGCUCACCGGGCUCGUCGGUGCCUGCCAGCUCUGUUACCCCCACCAAACCUGUCGAAGUCAAACAGCCGAGACCCGAAGGCAGCCAUGAGCCCGCGAAACCCGUAGCGGUACCCGCUUCAUACCACGCCUCGUCGUCCUCACCUAGAUCGUCAGUGCGAUCGCCGCUAUCAGAGAGAUCGGAUGCUUUUGAGACUGGAGCCAUGCAGAUGAGCAGCCUGCAAGAUGUCUCAUAUUUGACCAGGCCACCGCGACUACCUCUGCCUAUUGAAGAAGAGCUUCACACGCCCGGAUCGCCUAUUAUUGCCCCGACCGACAUUGGGGUACCGCUCGAGGACGCCGACACUUUCACUGCGCUCACCAGACGUUUCUCCAACUUGAGUAACAGCUCGACUCUGGAUGAAGAAGACACGGGUGAGCUACGGGUGGACAAGACUAGACCGACUGUCCCCACUAGGCUCGAAUGGCUCCGGGGCGGCGAGAAGGUUGAGGGUCGACCGGGUGUUUUUGCUGCCAUCAUCAAUAUCCUGCCAGGCACGCAUCACGUUCGCUUCUUGGUUGACGGCCAGAUGCAGACCUCGCCAGACUUGCCGACCACGGUCGACUUCGGCAACAACCUGGUCAACUACAUCGAGGUCAGCCCUGACGAUGUGGGACGCACCGCUGCUCAGGCAGCGGCCGCCGACAAGGAUUCCCAGCAACCUACGGAGCCCAAGGCAUCCGCGUCCCAGACGGAGGAGAGCAAGACACCAAGGGACCGACCCGUACCCCCGGCAGAGCUAUUCGAGAACAAGAUCCCGCAAUAUCUACUCGACUUCGAUGCGCCUGAGGAAAGCCCGCCUUACCUGAGUGCCGACGCCAUCGAGAAACUCCCAACGCCGCCUGCGCUCCCUGGCUUCCUUGGCAAGCCUAUUCUUAACGCGGCUACCUUGAUCAAGGAUGACAAUAGCGUUCUGAACAUGCCCAACCAUACCGUUCUUAACCAUCUAGCUACGAGCAGUAUUAAGAAUAAUAUUCUGGCUGUUUCGGCAACGACGAGAUACAAGAACAAGUAUGUGACAACCAUCAUGUACAAGCCAACAACAACAGAAGGCAUCUGA
Sordaria macrospora k-hell is the source of this 1371-nucleotide messenger RNA. The record is from RefSeq and is a predicted model, not a curated record. Lineage: Eukaryota; Fungi; Ascomycota; Sordariomycetes; Sordariales; Sordariaceae.